GAGCGCUGAAACGUUUCAAAUGCGGAAGAUGUGUGUUCACAGAGCUCGAGCGCUGUUAACGGGGUCUCCGUGGCUGUGAAUGCACGUCCACAGACUCACGCUAAGCCAAACAAAGUUAUCCGGAGGGAGAUCGUUUGUUACGUAACUUACUGGAAAUAAAGUAGCCUUAUCUCUACCUGGACUGAACCGACUGAUUAUUUUCCGCGGCGAUACGCAGGAUUUCUUUUUGGGGGCCCCCACUCACUAGCAGCGUGUGGCCCCUCGAUCAGAGGGGGGUUAAUCUGAACCCUCCUGUCACCUCGAUGCCCAAACAGAGUCGGAGGUCGCUGAGAGAGGCGGUGUUCUCCCGUUCAUCUCCUGUUUGCGACGGAUCAGGGAGAGGAGGAGGAGGAGGACGCGCACAUAACUUUUCAUCCACAGAGAUUUGUGAUGAUCAAGCACAGAUGGCGGAACAGUACACUGGGCAAGCAGGCUUUCUCUGCGACGGUAAGCCGGGGAGAGGGUGCCUGGUGCCGCAGGUGACCAUCACGUCUGAUGGGGACUCACGGGAGAUCACCGAGGAGGAUCUGGAGGAGGAGGUGAACGGACGGCUGCGCCGCAAACUCUCCAACUCCUCCAUCUCUUCCAACGGCUCCUCAACGGCGUUCGACGAGUCGGAGGAUGACAUUCUCAGCGACAACGAGACCAAAAGCAAAGGCAUCGUGACUCUGGAACAUUUGGGGGACUCGCUAGACUCAGGAGAGCAAAGCAAUGCCUGGAGGAAGCUGAAGACUAUUGUCCAUUGCCCUUUGGUGGCCUCACAACGAAGACGCCUGUCCUGGGUUCAGCUAGCAGGCCAUAAAGGCAGCUUUAAAGCAGGGGAUGAGGGCUCCAUACUGAAGAAGUUCUCAGAGAAUGAGAAGCUGUGUUUUGAGAAGCUGAAAGAGGAUGCUUUACAUUCUUUCGUGCCCAGCUAUUAUGGAGUGGUUAAGAGAGAUGGAGAGCUCUUUCUCAAAAUGAAAGACCUGUUGGCCAACUUUGAUUUGCCGAACGUCAUGGACUGCAAGAUGGGAGUGAGGACAUAUCUAGAGGAGGAGUUGGUGCGGGCAAGGGUGAAGCCAAAGCUGCGUGAGGACCUGUAUAAUAAGAUGAUGGAGCUGGACAGUGAGGCUCCAACAGCGGAGGAGAAGAAGCAGCUGGCAGUAACCAAACCACGCUACAUGCAGUGGAGAGAAAGUCUCAGCUCUACUAACACUCUGGGCUUCCGCAUUGAGGGUAUCAAGAGAGGAGAAACCUGCAACACAGACUUUAAAAAGACCCGGUCAAAGGAAGACGUCAUUCAGGUCUUUAAGGAUUUCGUCGAGGGCAAUAAAAACAUAAUUAACUCCUAUAUUACAAGGAUGGAAGAUAUUAAACAGGCACUGAAAGCCUCAGAGUUCUUCAAGAAACAUGAGGUCAUUGGCAGUUCGCUUCUCUUCAUUCAUGAUCACAAAGAGAGAGCUGAGGUCUGGCUCAUUGAUUUUGGUAAAACCAUCCUUCUCUCAGAAGGACAGAAGCUGGAUCACUACAGACCCUGGGAGGAAGGCAACCGAGAAGACGGAUACUUAUGGGGCCUUGACAACCUGCAGCAAACCCUUUCCUUAUUAGCCAGGGAGUGACCUUCUUACUGUGAACUUUUCACUUACUGUCCAGUACGAGUGACAGCUACGGCAUGCUGAUAGACACUUAUAAACCUUCUGCAGUGCAUAAUGGGGAGACUACCAGUGAGCAAGUCCAUUACUUUACAGUAUUAAGCUGUAAAAAGCAUUUCGCCAUGAUCAUGGUUUCAAAAAUGUGUUUGUUGUCAUUGGGCAUCACACAAUUACUCUUCCCCAAUGUCCAAAAAAAAAGAAAGAAAAGUUCAAAACAAAUACAAUUUUAAUUACAAAUGUAGUUUGUAAAAAAAAAGAAAAAGAAAAAAAAAAAUCACAUGAACAGGUACAA
Molecule: messenger RNA, 1962 nt
Organism: Rhinichthys klamathensis goyatoka
Lineage: Eukaryota; Metazoa; Chordata; Actinopteri; Cypriniformes; Leuciscidae
Gene: itpka
Product: inositol-trisphosphate 3-kinase A
Exons: 7
Coding region: 303-1637 (444 amino acids)
Biological process (GO): inositol phosphate biosynthetic process
Cellular component (GO): cytoplasm; nucleus
Molecular function (GO): inositol-1,4,5-trisphosphate 3-kinase activity; inositol tetrakisphosphate kinase activity
Source: RefSeq, a predicted model, not a curated record